AUGGCAAAGAUAUUCAUCAACACUCUCCACUUAUCAGCUCUCAUGAUGUUCCUCUUGUUUAUUUCUAGUGGAUUACCAAAGGUGAAUGGCCAGCCAGGCCCAUGUCUUGCUGAAUUGGGUGAACCAGAACCUCCGUUUAUAUGCAGGGGACUUCUCAGUGCACGAACUUGUAAUGGUCGUUGCAAGCUAAGGAAUAUAAGACAUACUGGCAUUUGUAAACCGGAAGAUAAUGCACUUCACUGCCACUGCUACGAACCUUGUACUUAA
Eruca vesicaria subsp. sativa (arugula) is the source of this 267-nucleotide messenger RNA. Lineage: Eukaryota; Viridiplantae; Streptophyta; Magnoliopsida; Brassicales; Brassicaceae. The record is from the annotation of a GenBank genome assembly.